AUGAAGUACUCGCUCGCCCCCUUCAUCAUCCGCCGGCCGUGGCUCUACAAGAUCUUCAAGCCCGCCGCCUCCUGGUACAUGAACGCCGCCGGCUACCGCCAGAUGGGUCUCCGAUAUGACGACCUCCUCGAGGAGGAGAACGACGUUGCCCAGAAGGCCCUCAAGCGCCUCAACAACCGCGAGUCCUACGAGCGCAUCUACCGUAUCCGACGUGCUGUCCAGUGCAGCUACCAGCACAAGCUCCUCCCCAAGGAGCAGUGGACCACCACCGCCCAGGACGUCCGCUACCUCCAGCCCCUCAUCGACGAGGUCGCCGCCGAGAAGGCCGAGAAGAACGAGCUCGACUCGAUUGCCGUCAUCCGCAAGCACUAA
Molecule: messenger RNA, 372 nt
Organism: Fusarium keratoplasticum
Lineage: Eukaryota; Fungi; Ascomycota; Sordariomycetes; Hypocreales; Nectriaceae
Product: Cytochrome b-c1 complex subunit 7
Exons: 3
Coding region: 1-372 (123 amino acids)
Biological process (GO): mitochondrial electron transport, ubiquinol to cytochrome c
Source: RefSeq, a predicted model, not a curated record